AUGGAAGGUGGUCGUUACUCGGUUACAACAUCAUCAUCAUCAUCAACAUCGACAACAUCAACGGCAACAUCUUCAAUAACAAUCUAUAAUUACAAGAAAAACAUGUCACUUUACAUUGGUCGUGAGGCUUCCAAGCUAUGGAAGAGAGUUUGUGCAGAGACAACCACAGAAAUCAACCUUCUUGUGGAGAAUUGGAAGUACCUUCUCGCUGGUUUAGUUUUUCAGUAUAUUCAUGGUUUGGCUGCAAGAGGAGUUCAUUAUUUACAUAGGCCUGGUCCUACAUUACAGGAUCUUGGAUUCUUCGUUCUUCCGGAGCUUGGCCAAGAAAGAGCUUACAUUAGUGAAUCUUUGUUUACAAUUAUCUUUUUAUCGUUUUUCCUUUGGACUUUCCAUCCUUUCAUAUUCAAGACCAAAAAGAUCUACACGGUUCUAAUAUGGUGCAGGGUUCUAUCUUUCUUAGUUGCUGCUCAAGCUCUCCGCAUAGUGACAUUUUAUUCCACGCAACUUCCUGGUCCAAACUACCAUUGUCGCGAGGGAUCUCCACUAGCAACACUGCCUCAUCCGAAAAGCGUGGCUGAAGUGCUCUUGAUUAAUUUUCCUCACGGUGUGAUAUAUGGAUGUGGUGAUUUGAUAUUUUCAUCGCACAUGAUCUUUACUUUAGUCUUUGUUAACACAUACCAGAGAUAUGGCACAAAAAGGUGUAUAAAACAACUAGGAUGGGCUCUUACUAUCAUUCAGAGCUUUUUGAUAGUAGCAUCUCGCAAACAUUAUACUGUUGACGUAGUUGUUGCCUGGUAUACUGUGAAUUUGGUGGUGUUUUUUGUUGAGAAGAAAUUACAAGAAAUGCCAGACAGGACAGCUGCAACACUGUUGCUACCAUUAAGCACCAAAGACAACAAAGAUGGCAGAAACAAAGAAGAGAAUCACAAGUUGUUAAAUGGCAAUUCUGUUGACCCUUCAGAUUGGAGACAAAGAACUCAAGCAAAUGGCAAGAUUCUGGAAGAUGGUCAUGCACACCAUGCUGACUCUGCAAAGAAUGGUGCAUAG
Molecule: messenger RNA, 1047 nt
Organism: Lathyrus sativus (Indian pea)
Lineage: Eukaryota; Viridiplantae; Streptophyta; Magnoliopsida; Fabales; Fabaceae
Source: the annotation of a GenBank genome assembly